AUGAACACAUCAUUUGGCUCAGUAGUGCCUUCCACUAAUUUCAAUUUUUUCAAAGGGCAUGGAAAUAAUGAUAACACUAGUGCCAAUAGUACUGUUAACAACAGCAAUUUCUUUUUAAAUAGCAAUGAAACGAAACCUUCGAAAAAUGUCUUCAUGGUGCACUCUACCUCUCAAAAGAAGUCGCAGCAACCGUUACAAAAUCUCUCACACUCACCUUCCUACACGGAAAAUAAACCAGAUAAAAAGAAAAAAUAUAUGAUAAACGAUGCCAAGACCAUUCAACUUGUAGGUCCACUGAUUUCCUCUCCUGAUAAUUUGGGAUUUCAGAAGAGAUCGCACAAAGCAAGAGAAUUACCAAGGUUUUUGAUUAAUCAAGAACCUCAAUUGGAGAAAAGAGCUUUUGUACAAGAUCCCUGGGACAAGGCUAAUCAAGAAAAAAUGAUCUCAUUGGAAGAAUCCAUAGAUGAUCUCAAUGAAUUGUAUGAAACACUAAAAAAAAUGAGAAAUACUGAGCGAUCGAUAAUGGAAGAAAAAGGGCUAGUGGAUAAAGCUGACUCAGCAAAGGAUCUUUACGAUGCUAUAGUAUUUCAAGGUACCUGUUUAGAUAUGUGUCCCACAUUCGAGAGAUCAAGAAGAAACGUUGAAUAUACUGUGUAUUCAUAUGAAAAAAAUCAACCAAAUGAUAAAAAAGCUUCUCGAACUAAAGCAUUGAAGGUCUUCGCGAGGCCAGCAGCAGCAGCAGCUCCUCCUUUACCUUCUGAUGUUAGGCCACCCCAUAUUUUAGUCAAGACAUUGGACUAUAUUGUAGAUAACUUAUUAACAACAUUGCCUGAAAGCGAAGGAUUCUUAUGGGAUAGGAUGAGAUCCAUAAGGCAGGACUUUACAUAUCAGAACUAUUCAGGACCUGAGGCGGUAGAUUGUAAUGAGCGUAUUGUUAGGAUACAUCUUCUGAUCUUGCAUAUCAUGGUGAAAUCAAAUGUGGAAUUUUCGCUUCAACAAGAACUAGAACAAUUGCAUAAAUCCCUUAUCACGUUAUCAGAAAUAUACGAUGACGUUCGUUCCAGCGGCGGAACAUGCCCAAAUGAGGCUGAAUUUCGAGCUUAUGCUCUCCUGAGUAAAAUAAGAGACCCUCAAUACGAUGAGAAUAUCCAAAGAUUACCAAAACAUAUUUUCCAAGAUAAAUUAGUUCAAAUGGCUUUAUGUUUCAGAAGGGUUAUAUCUAACUCAGCUUAUACUGAACGCGGGUUUGUUAAAACUGAGAAUUGUUUAAACUUCUACGCAAGGUUUUUCCAGUUAAUGCAAUCACCCAGCUUGCCAUUAUUAAUGGGAUUUUUUUUGCAAAUGCAUCUGACGGAUAUUAGAUUUUAUGCGCUAAGAGCUUUAUCACAUACUUUAAACAAAAAGCAUAAACCAAUACCAUUUAUUUAUUUGGAAAAUAUGUUACUCUUUAAUAAUCGGCAAGAAAUAAUUGAAUUUUGUAAUUAUUACUCAAUUGAAAUCAUAAAUGGGGAUGCAGCCGAUUUGAAAACAUUGCAACAUUAUUCUCACAAAUUGUCAGAAACACAACCUUUAAAAAAAACAUACCUUACCUGCUUAGAAAGGAGAUUACAGAAAACUACUUACAAGGGUUUAAUUAAUGGCGGUGAAGAUAAUUUGGCUUCUUCGGUUUAUGUGAAGGACCCAAAAAAGGAUAGAAUACCUUCUAUCGCAGACCAAUCUUUUUUAAUGGAAAAUUUUCAAAACAACUAUAACGAAAAGUUGAACCAAAACUCAUCCGUUAAACCACAGAUCAAUACCUCUCCAAAAAGAGUUGCAACGCGGCCCAACCACUUUCCUUUUUCACAGGAAUCUAAGCAAUUACCUCAAAUAUCUCAAUCUCAUACUUUAUCAACAAAUCCUUUAUUAACGCCACAGGUUCAUGGAGACCUAUCGGAACAGAAACAACAACAAAUUAAAACCGUCACAGACGGAGGCUCCCCAUUUGUUUUUGAUCAAUCAGCACAGAAUUCUACGGUGGAAGCUUCCAAGGCUCAUAUGAUAUCCACGACCAGCAAUGGUGCAUAUGAUGAGAAGUUGAGUUCAGAGCAAGAAGAAAUGAGGAAAAAAGAAGAACAACGAAUAGAAGAAGAGAAAACUCAAUUGAAAAAGAAGCAAGAAAAUGCGGACAAACAAGUAAUCACUGAACAAAUUGCAAAUGACUUAGUAAAAGAAGUGGUAAACAGUAGCGUGAUUAGUAUUGUUAAGCGUGAAUUUUCAGAGGCUAAUUAUAGGAAGGACUUCAUUGACACAAUGACCCGUGAACUUUAUGACGCAUUUCUUCAUGAAAGGUUGUAUCUGAUAUAUAUGGAUUCUCGUGCUGAAUUGAAAAGGAAUUCCACUCUAAAAAAAAAGUUCUUUGAGAAAUGGCAAGCAUCUUAUUCUCAAGCAAAGAAGAACCGUAUAUUAGAAGAAAAAAAAAGGGAAGAAAUUAAACUCGUAAGCCACCAAUUAGGAGUACCAGGUUUUAAAAAAUCUACAUGUUUGUUUAGAACCCCGUAUAAGGGUAACGUAAAUUCAUCAUUUAUGCUAUCAUCUUCAGAUAAGAAUCUAAUAUUUUCACCUGUAAAUGACGAGUUUAAUAAGUUUGCGACUCAUUUAACCAAGAUUUCAAAACUUUGGCGGCCGUUAGAGAUGCAAUCAAUCUAUUAUGAUAACCUUACGAAAAAGUUCCCCUCCAAUUCUCUUACUCCGGCAAAUUUAUUCAUUUAUGCGAAAGAUUGGACAUCACUCUCAAACCGUUGGAUCUUAAGUAAGUUCAAUCUGCAAACAGCACAGGAUUCAAAAAAGUUCAGCAAUAAUAUUAUCUCUAGCAGAAUAAUUUGUAUUGAUGAUGAAUAUGAACCAUCUGAUUUUAGUGAUUUGCAAUUAUUGAUAUUUAAUACAGGUGUUACGAAUCCAGAUAUAUUCGAUUUGGAGAUGAAACUGAAAGAUGAUGGUGAAGAACUGAUAAAGCUAAUCACUGGUAUUUCUCUAAAUACAAAUAUAUGCUUUUCCCUUUUGAUUAUUUAUUGGGAAUCCGCAGAAAAUACUUUAUCGGAAAGUACCAUUAAACACUUACUAAAAUUAAACCGAAUAUCUAAAAACUAUAGUAGUGUUAUUGAACGCAUUGACUUAAUGAAUCUCACCGAAGAAUCCCCUCAUAAGUGUUUAGAGGACAAAUUAUCUGAAAUAUCACAUUCUUAUGUGUACAAGUUGACAGAAAGGGGAAAAUAUGAUAAAACACUUCGUCAGAAAAGGUCAUUGGCCGGCAUUCACUCACGUAGCACUCAACUACAAACUACAAAGGACAUUGAUCAAAAGAUGAAGAAAAUGCUGGAAAAAGAGAAAAACAAGUACCAACAACAAAUAGGCGAAAGGAACACCUAUGCGCAUCUAGAAUCGCAUAUAGAUGCAUCACCAAGAAGCAAGAAAAGGAAAUUGCCAAUACUCCUGUCAACUUCUCAUUCGAGCCAAUUUAAAACUCCUCUAGCUUCUAGAUUAAACACCUCUGGUUCGUCUACUUCACCACCUUUACCAUCUCAUUUGGCGAUGAAAUUCAGGAAAAACUCGAGAGUUACUAGUUUACAUACCGUAUUACCCGUUAGCACACCAAGCCAUAGUAAUAACAUACCAGCUGCAAGUUUUAGCGGGAAUAACACCACCGAUAUACAGUCCCAACAAUUAAUCGAAAACCAGAAGAGUACAUCUGUAUAUUUGAAUAACGUUUCUGAAAGGAUUCUGGGAAAUCAAGAAAUAUGUCAAACACCAAUUAAUCCUGUUACUCCUGUGCUAGAUGGGGCCGAUCAAGGUAAGGAGGACAUUCCUGAUAGUAUAUUAGAGCUGAAGAUCUUGAUCGAUUCUGUCAAGAAGAAAGUAAAUAAUGAUUAA
Messenger RNA from Saccharomyces cerevisiae S288C, 3906 nucleotides. It is a transcript of the gene SAC3, whose product is annotated as Sac3p. The transcript has a single exon. NCBI's taxonomy places the organism in Eukaryota, Fungi, Ascomycota, Saccharomycetes, Saccharomycetales, Saccharomycetaceae. The coding region runs from base 1 to 3906 and encodes 1301 amino acids. The record is from RefSeq and is marked reviewed. Gene Ontology annotation, biological process: mRNA export from nucleus. Gene Ontology annotation, cellular component: transcription export complex 2; nuclear envelope.